Molecule: messenger RNA, 1148 nt
Organism: Xenia sp. Carnegie-2017
Lineage: Eukaryota; Metazoa; Cnidaria; Anthozoa; Malacalcyonacea; Xeniidae
Product: potassium channel subfamily K member 9-like
Exons: 3
Coding region: 109-1005 (298 amino acids)
Biological process (GO): stabilization of membrane potential; potassium ion transmembrane transport
Cellular component (GO): membrane
Molecular function (GO): potassium ion leak channel activity
Source: RefSeq, a predicted model, not a curated record
AUAUGAAUACAAUUUAUACUUAAAAAAAUUAAUGAAUAUUAAAACUAAAAAUCCUUUGCACAGGAAAGAUGGUAAAUUCUUUUAAAUCUUGUAAAUUAUCGUACCAAUAUGGCUUAUACUCAAAUGGAUUUGAGCAAAAACACGAAGUUCACUUUUCUACUUAUUAUUUAUGGAGCAUAUCUGCUUUGUGGGGCGGUUAUAUUUCAAACAUUUGAAACACCGAACGACGUUCAGCAUUUAAAAGAUAUUAGAAAACUUCGCAAGAUGUUAAUGAUCACUCACAAUCUAACUUACGAAGAAUUUGAUUCCAUGGUUUGGAAAUUGUUCAAAGUGUUAAAGAGAAGUUGUCGUAACGUCGACGAAUGUAGCGAGCGUUGGGACUUUUAUUCAUCUCUAUAUUUUGCUGUAAGCGUCGUUACAACGAUAGGUUACGGACAUUUAUCGCCUGAGACAAGUUCUGGCAAAAUAUUCUGUAUCAUUUUUGGUUUAAUAGGCAUUCCUAUAAACGUCAUGAUAUUGAAACAAGUCGGUGACGGACUGGUCUCUUUCAUACAAUACGCAAUACGCAGUUUCGAGUCGCGAUUUUUUGACACUGUAAGCAAAAAUAUGCGCAGUAAAACCGUCAUCGUUAUAUUGUAUCUCAUAAUGGUGAUAUUAAUGAUUGGAGGAUGUUUGUACACUUUGACUGAACCCUGGGGAUUUCUAGAUAGUUUGUACUUUUGUUUUGUAACUUUCACUACUAUUGGUUUUGGAGAUCUGGUACCGAAUGAAGGAAAGGCACCAAUCGGUCGUUACCAGGCCAUGAUAGAGGUUGCGCGAGCAAUCAUCCUAGUUCUCGGUCUUUCAGUCUUUUUUGCUUUCGUUCAUCUGGUGUUAGCAAUCAGUGAGGAUUUGAAGUCCAUAUCUCAAAAAGACGUUGCCCAGAACAACAUGAAUAACGCAAAAGAUAAAAUGUUAGAAAAUUGUGAUGCACCAACGACUCAAAGAAAAAAAGAAAACGAAUAGAAAUAGUUGAUUCCCGCAAAUUAUUCUGACUAUAAAAGGUAAACAGAAUAACAAAAAUAAUUGGAGUUGACCAAAGUUGGGACAAGAAAUUUGUAAUUAAAUCUACCACGAAAUACAAUACUUUUUAUACAUUAAAGUAAAAA